This is a messenger RNA of Symbiodinium sp. CCMP2456, 747 nucleotides long. Lineage: Eukaryota; Dinophyceae; Suessiales; Symbiodiniaceae. The record is from the annotation of a GenBank genome assembly.
AUGGGCAUCGCCAAGAGACACUUCAGUGAUGCCCUCGUCGAGAAGUUCUACCAUCGCGAGGGAUCUCCGGCUUCCUUCCCAGAUUCGGAGUCAGAGGACAACAGCAGUGACAUGGAGGUUGUGGGCAGCCAUCCCUGCGAGAGUGUGCCGCCUGUCCUUGUCGGCCAAACUGAUAUCCGCGACUAUUUCCUAGCGAGCUGGAGAUGGCAGGAGAUGUCAGGGGGAUUUCUUGAAGAUUCGGAGGCAGCCACAGCUAUGGGACUCCCAUUCCACAUUUGCGAUGAUGAUGUCACUUUCCCCGAAAGUCAGGUGGGAACCCGGGUGGAGGCAGACUUCGCGGCGAGUGACACUGCAGACUGCCUCGUAGCGGACGAGGAGGCUGCAGAAGCCAUGGGUCUGCCCUUCCACACAUACGAGGAUGAUUAUGAGCUUGCAUCAACACAAAUGUGCGCGGAGGAAGUGGUUCUUCCACUCAAUCAUACGGCAGAAACUACGGGUGCAGAUGAGAAAGCAGCCGAAGCUAUGGGGCUGCCGUUCCACAUUUACAACGAUGACGAGGUUCCUACAUCCACAGAAGCCGCGGUUGACAGAACUACCCCGCCCCGUCGCCGACGAAAGCCGCUGGAGGGCACACCGUGCAAGAAGCCUCGAGUGGCCGAGCUGACUGAGGUGGAGCCGCCGAAAAUGGCCGAGAAGCAGCCGACCGCCUUCAGCACAGAGAAUUCUGUGCAACCCGCAUUUUGCUGA